Messenger RNA from Diprion similis, 1312 nucleotides. RefSeq names its product solute carrier family 35 member G1-like. The transcript has 3 exons. NCBI's taxonomy places the organism in Eukaryota, Metazoa, Arthropoda, Insecta, Hymenoptera, Diprionidae. The record is from RefSeq and is a predicted model, not a curated record. Gene Ontology annotation, cellular component: membrane. The coding region runs from base 53 to 1063 and encodes 336 amino acids.
UAUAGAACAUAAUAAUUACAUUGUUAAUAAAUCGCUUGUAUUAUAUCACAGAAUGAAGUUCAGCAUUGACGCUACUUCAUCUUACAAUAGCAUUCACCCAGCAUAUUUAUAUACUGAACGUUUUAACAACAAUGUGGAAACCUAUCACGAGGGAACUAAUUGGUUUGGUGUAUUUCUGGCGUUUUUGUCUGGGACAUUUUUCACCAUUAGCUCAGCUCUGGUUAAGGCUAUCAAAACUGUCGAUCCAAUGAUUUUGCUGGCCAUAAGAGCAGUUCUGCAGAUUACAGCGAUGACUGCUGUCGCUUGCUACCACUCAAAAAAUUUAUUCGGGCCGAAAGGACAAAGACUGCUGGUUCAAUUUCAGGGCCUGAUCGGUGGUCUUACCUUAGCACUGCUAUAUUACAGCUUCAGAAAACUUCCCCUUGGAGAUGCAACGACCAUAAUAUUCAGUUCUCCUGUGAUCGUCAUUGCGCUCUCGUUUAUUUUUCUAAAGGAACCAUGUGGCCUAUUACGUGUUGUCGUCAUCUGCGCUUUAAUGCUGGGUGUAAUAUUGGUUGCAAAACCCCCAUUUAUAUUUCAGAUGCAUCGAAUGGUACCUUAUGACGUCAUGGGCUACGUAUACGCAAUAUUAGCAACACUAUUUACAGCUAUGAACAUAGUUGUAAUGAGAAAGUGCGUGGAUGUGCACUACUGUGUUAUAGUAUUCACAUUAUCGGUUUGGUCUCUUUUAACAGCAAUAUUUUUUUUCCUUGUAAUGUCCGAGAAUCACAAGUACAAACUUGAACUCCCUCACGACUGGUGGGAAUGGGGACAAAUUACUACUGUAGCAAUUUCAGGACUGUCUGGUCAAGUUUUAGUUGCCAAAGCAUUGAAACUCGAAGGAGCAGGAAAGGUUUCCGUCACCAGAUCUUUGGACAUAAUCUUAGCUUACGUUGUCCAGGUGUACUUCUUCGGUGAAAUGCCUACUCCGACCAGUAUUGUCGGAGCAGUGCUAGUGCUUGUAUCUGUAAUCUGUAUGGGAUUUGAGAAAGAAAUAUACGGAGUGUGUGAUAUCAUCCCAUGAAAGAAGUUAUUUUUAAUGUCUUUAGCAACACUCUUUUUGCUUUUUUCAUUCUGCAUGUGGUAGUAUGAAUAGUGUAUUUGCCUGACUCACGGCAUGGCGCAUCAAAUGAUCCAUUGUUCAUCUCAUUUACUAUGAAUUUGUACAAUUCUAAUGUUGUAAUUUAAACUUAUCUGUAAUAGAUUCAAUACACAAUAGAAAUAUUUAAUUACAAUAAAUUUAGUGGGCUGGGAAAAUUAGUUUAGUUGGGUC